UUCAUCAUAAAGUCCAAGAACCGUAAUACAUAAUCCAACGGCCAAAAACACACGGAUGGCGUUUUAUAUCCGUCCGAUCAAUCUCCAACGCCCCCAUCAGCACCCUAUAUAUAGCCCUAUCAUUCCAAACGAUUCGAACCUUUGCAGUAAGCGAAACACUUGUCUUGGAAAGGAUUGAAGAAAAUGAGAAGAGUGUCCCUUUGGCGCAAGCAGGCAUGGGCAUUUCGCAGUUUGCGUUUGGCCACCUUCUCCACUUCGAAAGUGACCAUCUUCGAUCGGCAACUGAAGCGCACUCAACGCGACCGCGCCGCAUGGUUGACGCCCUCACACGACCCUCUCCUUCACACCGUCUCCCAAAAUCUCGUCGAUCGCUUGCAGGACUGCAACAAGACUUUUCCAACCGCGCUAUGUUUGGGAGGCUCGUUGCAACCCAUCACGCGCUCUCUUUCCGCUCCUCACGCUAACGGUGGUGUGGAAAAGCUUUUUGUCAUGGAUGCCUCCUAUGAUAUGGUUCAAGCUUGUAAAAAUGCUUACCACGCCUCAAACCACCGCGCUGUUGAGACCCACUUUCUUGUUGCUGACGAAGAGUUUCUGCCCAUCAAAGAAAGCUCUGUGGAUUUGGUUGUUAGUUGCUUGGGACUACACUGGACUAAUGAUUUGCCAGGAGCAAUGAUACAGUCUAGAUUAGCAUUGAAGCCAGAUGGAUUAUUUUUAGCAGCUAUUCUUGGGGGAGAAACAUUAAAGGAGCUCAGAAUAGCUUGUACAUUGGCACAGAUGGAGCGUGAAGGAGGGAUCAGUCCCCGAGUAUCACCUUUGGCACAGGUUCGAGAUGCUGGGAAUCUUUUGACUAGGGCAGGUUUCACCCUUCCAGGUGUUGAUGUUGAUGAAUAUAUAGUUAAAUAUGAAAGUGCUCUGGAGCUUAUAGAACAUCUCCGUGCAAUGGGUGAAAUAAACGCUCUUUCUCAAAUGAACAGUAUCCUUAAGAGGGAUACAGCUUUAGCAACUGCAGCUAUUUAUGAUUCAAUGUUUUCUGCCGAAGAUGGUACUAUACCUGCAACCUUCCAGGUUAUAUACAUGACGGGGUGGCGGGAACAUUCUUCUCAACAGAAAGCAAAAAGAAGGGGAUCAGCCACUGUAUCUUUCAACGAUAUUCAGAAGCAAUUUGGAAGCCAAAGUUGAUUGUCCCUUCCCUUUGAUUUUGACUCUGCAUAAUUAAGUUUAAUUAAUGUGUUUAGGGCAUUGUAUAUGUGAGUAGAGUACUCUCAAAUCAAAUGGUUGCCGUAUGCCCUAACCACAUCAGUUCCAUAAGUGGUAUAGGUAGCUACCAGCUUUUUCCCCUUCAAAUUUCACUUCGGCUACAUCUUGGUCAAGCAUUGGAAUGAGCCAAUAGCGCUCGAGUAAGUCACGUCAUGUAAAAUUUCAAAUUUAGAGUGACAUUAUGAACUUUUUUUUAUAUAAUUUUUUUAUUUUAUGUUUA
Cajanus cajan (pigeon pea) is the source of this 1477-nucleotide messenger RNA. Its product is annotated as S-adenosyl-L-methionine-dependent methyltransferases superfamily protein. Gene Ontology annotation, molecular function: S-adenosylmethionine-dependent methyltransferase activity. The record is from RefSeq and is a predicted model, not a curated record. Gene Ontology annotation, biological process: mitochondrial respiratory chain complex I assembly. Gene Ontology annotation, cellular component: mitochondrion. Lineage: Eukaryota; Viridiplantae; Streptophyta; Magnoliopsida; Fabales; Fabaceae.